This is a messenger RNA of [Torrubiella] hemipterigena, 999 nucleotides long. The record is from the annotation of a GenBank genome assembly. NCBI's taxonomy places the organism in Eukaryota, Fungi, Ascomycota, Sordariomycetes, Hypocreales, Clavicipitaceae.
AUGCUACCUCCGUCCACACUCUCCUCAUCGUCAAGGAUUCUGGCGCUGCAGAAGCAGUGGGAGGAAUAUAGACGGCGAAGCGAUUCCGGUUCUCACGACGUAGUAGAUGAUGAGAGUCUCGCGGAUGACGAGUACGAAAAUAGCGAAUCCAGAGAUAUCGAAGCGGAUUUCCCCCAUCCUCAGACACAGAAAAUUAAGGCAAAAGAAGUUCGAUACCGCAGACGCACAUUCGAUACAGAUGAUCAAGGACAUAGACUCGCACCAAUAGCAACAACAGAGACGCCCUUGGGCUUACAGAGUAGGGACGAGUCCGCUAAUAUCGACAUGUUAGCCACAAACAAACAAACUUUGGAAUUACCAAUCAUGAAUCUAGGAACUUCGGAGAAUCCUGUUAUUAUUGACGCACCCUCUGAAAUAGACGACAAGUCACAGUCAAGUGAUGCUGGCACGGAUGACAGAGAAGAAGCAAUAAUAUCGAGGCGCCAGGGGAAGCGCAGACUACGACGAUACACAGAACGAAAUACAGCCUUGAAAUUUGCAAGUAGCUCCGACGAUGAGAUACCUGCCAUUAAAACAACAUCCAGAACGGAGACACAAACAUGGGAGAUUGCACCGGGGAGGGUCGUCAACCCAACCAAUAGUGAGAAUCUAGCUUUUUCUUCUGCAUUUCUCUCGGGCCACACUUCAGUCUCGAUAGCACCAGAUGUGGCCUUCAACCUCCUUACGCUGCAUCCCAUGCGCCUCCACCGGUUUGAGAUCGAAUUAAGAAUGCUUCGCUCAUGUUCCAUUGCGGAAGGAAGAGUGCAAGUACAAAUAUUAGACUACAAGUUUUCGCUUGGAACGGGUGGCGUAUUUGUUAUCCGCCCUGGAUAUUCCUGCUGUGUGGAAAAUGCAGAAGGCUCGGAUGCUGUGUUGCAUUGCACCACCGUUCACAACUACGAGCUCAUCCCUUCCCCAUCAGGAAAAGUCACUACAUCUGCAAACGAUCAUUUGCACUGA